Suricata suricatta (meerkat) is the source of this 814-nucleotide messenger RNA. RefSeq names its product carbonyl reductase [NADPH] 1-like. The record is from RefSeq and is a predicted model, not a curated record. The coding region runs from base 16 to 714 and encodes 232 amino acids. Gene Ontology annotation, molecular function: carbonyl reductase (NADPH) activity. NCBI's taxonomy places the organism in Eukaryota, Metazoa, Chordata, Mammalia, Carnivora, Herpestidae. The transcript is spliced from 3 exons.
AAAACUCAAACAGUCAUGUUGUCCAACGUCCGCGUGGCGCUAGUGACCGGGGCCAACAAGGGCAUUGGCUUCGCCAUCGUGCGUGACCUGUGCCGGAAGUUCUCCGGGGACGUAGUGCUCACAGCACGGGACGAGGCGCGGGGCCGGGCAGCCGUGCAGCAGCUCCAGGCCGAGGGCCUGAGUCCACGUUUCCACCUGCUGGACAUCGAUGAUCUUCAGAGCAUCCGUGCACUGCGCGACUUCCUCCUUAAGGAGUACGGGGGCCUGGACGUGCUGGUCAACAAUGCAGGCAUCGCCUUUAGAGGCCAGAAUCACAUACCCUUACCUAUUAAAGCAGAAGUGACAAUGAAAACAAACUUCUUUGGUACCCGAGACGUGUGCACAGAACUGCUGCCUCUAGUAAAACCCCAAGAUGGAGUCUCAAAGAUGGGUCUCACCGUCCUGUCCAGAAUCCAUGCCAGGAAACUGAGUGAGCAGAGGAGGGGAGACAGGAUCUUCCUGAACGCCUGCUGCCCUGGGUGGGUGAAAACAGACAUGGGUGGACCUACAGCCAUUAAAAGUCUAGAAGAAGGAGCAGAGACCCCCGUCUACUUGGCCCUUUUGCCCUCAGAUGAGAAGGGGCCUCAUGGGGAGUUUGUUAUGGAGAAGAAAGUUGAAAAAUGGGGGCCCCACUCUCAGCUCCCUUCGUGGCUCCUAUCACUGAUACUGCCAUGAUUUGACCAAACAGAUUAAUCUCUUUAUAGGGAAGAAAGAAGGAAAGAAUGAAAGAACAAAACAACAGAAGAAAGAAAGAAAGAAAGAAAGAAAGAAAGAA